CCUCCUCGCUGCGUGCUGGCGGCCACUGAUUGGCUGAGGACGGCGGGGCAGUUGAAGCCGGCUUUGAGGGGUUGUCGGGGGGUGAAGCCUUUGGACCAACGGUCAGGGUGGCUCGCGAUGUUAACGGCGCCAGCUUGGAGCUCUGCGCUGGCGUUCGCCUUCUGCGCGCUGCUCGGCUCGGCCUCCGCUACCGAACUGAACUACGUGACCUGCGGCUCCGUGGUCAAGUUGCUCAACAACCGGUACAAUGUCCGCCUGCAUUCGCACGAUGUGAAGUAUGGGUCCGGAAGUGGUCAGCAGUCUGUCACUGGGGUGGAUGCUUCUGAUGACAGCAACAGCUACUGGACAGUGAGAGCAAAACCAGGCCAAGUUUGUCAACGAGGAAUGCCGAUAAAAUGUGGCCAGUCAAUACGGCUGACGCAUGUCAAUACUGGAAGAAACCUGCACAGUCACCAUUUUGUGUCACCACUUUCUGGAAACCAGGAAGUAAGUGCUUUCGGUGAGAGUGGAGAAGGAGAUGACUUGGAUGUUUGGAUAGUGCAAUGCAGCGGAACGAGUUGGGAGCGAGAUGACGAAGUACGCUUCAAGCACGCAGGCACCCAAGUCUUUCUAACAAUAACAGGAGAGCAGUAUGGCCAUCCAAUCCGAGGUCAGCUUGAGGUUCAUGGCACAUUCAGCCCCAGCGCCAACAACUACUGGACAGUAAUGGAAGGUGUCUUUAUCAAACCUAGUGCUGAGCCGUUAAAACACGAUGAGCUAUAGCUUUAGUCAAAUAAAAUGGUUUGCGGGGAGUGAAGGAGGCCAGUAAGAAAUAUUGUUUGACAAGUUAUUUCAUCUCAUCUUGAGUCAUAGUUUAUAAAGGAAAAACAAAAUUGUACUUUAUUUUCUAUACUUGUUUAAAUUUCUAAAGAAAUGGGGAUGUAUUUAAAACAAAGUUGUGUGCAGAUGUAAAGAUGCACAUGGUCAAUUUUGUUGCUUUAAUUUUCUGUUGUUGGGGAAAGAGUCAAACUUGGAAAAAUCAGGUAUUUGAAAUAUAGUUUAAAGUCAUUUGCAUCUGAAUGGUUUAAUAACUCCAAAUGUUGCAAACACAAUUUCCUUUUUAUCUGUUACUUCCCUAUCCUUUCUUUUUGCUUUCAUAAAAAUAUUAUGUUCUGCUGCAAUCCAUGAUUUCCUGAGCAGAGAAUGUAAUUCACUUGCAGAAGACCAGCCAUAACUGGCACUGUCCAUUCCAUCUGCUAACAACUCUUCAUGUUGUCACAGACUAAAUUCUACACAGUAUGUUCGACCAUGCUGGGUAUCAAUAUCAGUAAAAGUGCAUUAAUUCCAGAGGGGAGAGCUGGAAGUUGUCAAUAUGUUUAUUAAAUCACCCUUUCUACUAAGCAGUGGUCCCAGAUGAAGGCAGUUUCUUUUUCAUUUUGUCCAACAUUUUCAUUGCUGCUUCUUUAGAUUUUGCAUUCAACGCAAGCACACUCCUUACAGUACAGAAACGUGCCAUUCAGCACAGAAGAUCUCUACCUGUGUUCAUGCAACACAUACUUAAUCAUUUCCUUUGUUACAUUUUAUGUAUUUUCCUGUUUAAAUGUAUCUGUGCUAUUUACCUCCAAGUUUAGGUUUGGAAUUUAUAUCCAAAAUGUGGUCUUAUAAACAAAAUGGUCAAUAUAUUGCUAGACUAAUCUGUUACAAGUGACAGUGUUGCACAAAUGAUUUUUAUGAUUUGUUCAGGAGGUUCAAAUUGAUUUGAUCCAUUUUUGUUGAGCCACUGAGUAAGACUUAAAAUAAAUGUUUACCUACUGUUUCU
This is a messenger RNA of Rhincodon typus (whale shark), 1798 nucleotides long. It is a transcript of the gene sdf2l1, whose product is annotated as stromal cell-derived factor 2-like 1. The transcript is spliced from 3 exons. Lineage: Eukaryota; Metazoa; Chordata; Chondrichthyes; Orectolobiformes; Rhincodontidae. The record is from RefSeq and is a predicted model, not a curated record. The coding region runs from base 118 to 762 and encodes 214 amino acids.